AUGGAUACCGAGAAAUUAAUGAAGGUUGGCCAGGAGUUGGGGUUGUCUGGGGCAGCUUUGAAACAAUGGAUGGAUGAAGAGCGAGUGCGCGAGAGGGACCAGCGUACAGCAGAACGCGAGGCUACUAAAGAAGCAGAAGCCCUUGCUCGGGCUCGCUUAGACGCGGAUGACCAUACUCGUGCGCGCCUAGAAGCAGAACGUGCAGUACUGGAGCUCCAAUUACGUUUACAGGAGCGACGAGAAAGUGCAGUAGAAGGAAUUCCGAACGAGUCUGGUGCGGGUACACCUGCUGGCUUUGUACAGGGGUACCGGAGCCCACACAAGCUUAUCCCCGUUUUCAAUGAGAAACGCGACGAGCUUGACGCCUACAUCCAACGAUUCGAGCGGGUGGCAACGUGCCAAGAGUGGCCACAAGAUAAAUGGGCCUUGUCCCUGAGUCUAUGCUUGACAGGGGAGGCAUUAAGUGUAGUCGGACGCAUGGCUGCUGACGCUGCUACAGACUACACUGUGCUUAAGCAGACUCUUCUCCAACGAUUUCGGUAUACGGAAGAAGGGUACCGCGCCAAGUUCAGAGAGGCAAGACCAGAGGAGGCAGAAACAGGCAGACAGUUUACUGGUCGUCUGUUGGGAUAUUUUGACCAUUGGCAAGAAAUGGCCAAAACGGAGCGUACCUACACUGUAAAAAAAAACCUGUACGACGCACUCCGGGACAAAAUAGUGUCAGAACAGUUUCUCAAGAGAUGUCACGAAAAACUGACCAUCUUUUUAAGGGAAAGAGGCUGCCAAGGACUUGACAAGUUGGCGGAAGCUGCCGAUCAUUAUCUUGAGGCUCAAGGACUAGUCUAUCUUGGCAGAACAAAUAAGGACCAAGAGGCGAAGCUAUUGGGGAAAGCGAAGAUUUCUAAGCCUCCAGAUGCAACGGGGAGACCCGCCUGUUUUCUGUGCAACAAGCAAGGUCAUCGUGCAGCAGACUGUUGGUCCAAGUCAAGAGGAUCCAACCCAAAGUUGACUGUUUGCUGGAAAUGUCGCAAAACCGGGCAUAAAGCAGAGUCUUGCCCUAACAAGACAGACGCGGGUGGACAAGCAUCGUGUUCCCUGGCGCCUCAGAAUGAGCCAGGGAAAGUUGGUUUGGACAUUCAUUCCCUUAAAAGAAAUGUGAAAGCAGAGCAGGAUGAACGAAGAAUCGAUGUUCAAACAGAUGGCAUGCCAACGGCUGAAGGGCUGCUUGAACGACAGCCUGUCAUUGUACUGCGUGAUUCAGGAUGCAACUCGGUCAUCGUAAAGCGAUCUCUGGUUCCUGAUGACAAACUGACAGGAAGGAGUCGAUCGAUCUACCUUCUCGACCGGACAGUUCGAUGCCUACCUGAAGCGGAAGUGGACAUCGACUCUCCUUAUUUCACGGGCACAGUAAGGGCAACCUGCAUGGAAAGACCGCCGUAUGAUGUCGUCUUAGGCAACAUCGAUGGCGUACGGGAUGCUUCUGCUCCUGAUGUCAAGUGGAGAGCAAACCAGAAAUUUCUUCCCCUGCAAGAAAAGCCCCAAGAAAAAGACGAAAUUUUGGGCAACCAACGAAUUUGGACAGGGACGACCUCCUCACCGAGCUCCGGAGAGCAGAAAGGCGAGCUUCAGGCUAGUGUCGUAACGAUGCGGACCUCGGCGGCAACUGUUGGGCUACCAGUUGCAGAAAUAAAUCCACUGGACAUCAACCCGGCGGGGCUAAGCGCCAAGCAAAAGCAAGAUGCUACACUCAAAAGAUGCUUUGAAGCAGUGGGAAGCAAGGUUGCCUCAAGAUCAGCCGCCAUCGACUUUGUGCUGAUGAACGGGAUUCUUUUUCGACGAUACAGACUUCCAUCGCAAAAGGAAAUGGAACAACUCGUUGUCCCAACUGGCCUUCGAACAUUCGUUCUAAAAAUGGCACACGAAGGAAUACUAUCUGGACAUCAAGGAAUCAAAAGAACGACAGAUCGAGUGCUCGAAGAGUUUUACUGGCCAGGGGUACAAGGGGAUGUCACGCGGUUUGUGAAAUCAUGCGACAUCUGCCAAAGAACCGUUCCAAAACACUUGGUAGGCCGCGUGCCUUUGGGAAACAUGCCCGUGAUCGAGACGCCUUUUCAACGGGUAGCAAUUGACAUCGUGGGACCACUGUCACCAACCUCAGAGAAGGGCAACCGUUACGUACUAACCAUGGUGGACUACUCGACCCGCUAUCCUGAUGCAGUUGCCCUACCAAGCAUCGAGACGGAGUAG
Messenger RNA from Ixodes scapularis (black-legged tick), 2247 nucleotides. RefSeq lists its product as uncharacterized. Bases 1 to 2247 code for a protein of 748 amino acids. Gene Ontology annotation, molecular function: nucleic acid binding; zinc ion binding. Lineage: Eukaryota; Metazoa; Arthropoda; Arachnida; Ixodida; Ixodidae. The transcript has 2 exons. The record is from RefSeq and is a predicted model, not a curated record.